AUGACAGGAAUCACCGCGGAAAAGACGACCUCCUCCACCUCUCACUCCCACUCGGAGGGCUCCUUCACCAUCACCAUCGAAAAGGAUGACAACCCCUUCAACGGCGUGUCCCCGCUCGCCAUGAAAGACCUGAAAAAGGUCGCGCGCGAGGGGAUCGCCCUCGCUGGCGGCCCCGCGGCCAUCCUCCUCCAGAUCGCGCACCCGCUCGUGGGCCAGGGCGUCGCGGACCACAGCACCUUCACCAAGCGCGCGAUCUCCCGCCUGCAGUACACGCAGAUGUACAUCUACGUGAUGAUCUUCGGCAACGACGAGGACAAGCGGCUGAUGAAGUCGUGGGUGGACAUGGCGCACAGCCGCGUGAUCCAGGAGUCUGGGCCCCGGCCGUACUCGGCCCUCGACCCGGAGCUGCAGCUCUGGGUCGCGGCCACCAUCUACGCGUCCAUGGUCGGCAUGUACGAGCUCAUCUAUGGCCCGCUGCCACCGGCAAUGGCCGAGCGCGUCUUCCAGGCCUACUCGGUCAUGGGAACGUCUCUCCAAGUGCCCCGCGAGAUGUGGCCGCGCGACCUCCGCGCCUUCCGCAUCUACUGGCGCGACAUGGUCGAGAACAGACUGCACGUCACGGCGGACGCGGAGCUCGUCCUCAAGGAGAUCUUCCACCCCGUCAAGAGUGUCCCGCUGUGGCUGCGCCCUGCGGUGGUCGUUGCGAUGCCGUUUAUCCGGCGGUUGACGAUUGAACAGCUUCCGCCGUCUGUGCGUGAGCAGUUUCAUCUCAAGUCGACCAAGACUUCUCGUGCGCUUUCCGGGUUGUUUGUUAGUGGGAUGAGCUGUGUGUAUCCGUUUACGCCGCUGUUUAUUCGGCAGUUGCCCAAGACGUAUUCGAUUCGGUUGUUCAGGAAGAAGAUUAAGAAGAGGGGUGGGCAGUUGUUGAAGCCUUGA
Molecule: messenger RNA, 936 nt
Organism: Aspergillus calidoustus
Lineage: Eukaryota; Fungi; Ascomycota; Eurotiomycetes; Eurotiales; Aspergillaceae
Source: the annotation of a GenBank genome assembly